Cyprinus carpio (common carp) is the source of this 2902-nucleotide messenger RNA. RefSeq lists its product as uncharacterized. Lineage: Eukaryota; Metazoa; Chordata; Actinopteri; Cypriniformes; Cyprinidae. The record is from RefSeq and is a predicted model, not a curated record.
GUCGUGCUUACGUCGAUUUGAAGCGUCAACGAACACACGAAGAUAACAAUCGCGAAACAAGAAGCUUGUUUUCAAGCAGUGCUAAUGUAAAAUGUGUGAAACAUCUUUCUCGUUGGGUCUCCAGGAGUGCAUGCAGCGUUUGCAGGAGCUCACGGAUUUCACAGAGAGCUGUGAAGCUGAACUGAAGGGUUUGUUUGAGGCACUAGGAUGGAGUCAGAUUCACAUGCAGUUCAGAUGGAAGUGUGUCCUUACGAUCCAAACCACACAGUACCGCGGGACAGGAUGGAGAAACACAAAGCCUCCUGUGAGCUCAUGGAUGAGUGUGUUUGUUUGGUGAAGGCUCAGGUAUUUCUCACCCAGCUGAGGAGAGCUGGGAGCCUGGGAGAUUCUGGUGAGGGACCAGGAGGUCUGUUCAUCUGUCUCAGCACAGGGGGACCAGCAUCGCAUGCAUGCAGGGAGAAUGCUUUGAGGGCCACUGUAGCCCCUCAUUGAAAGAGUGCUGUCUGCGUUCUCACAGACCCCCUGACUGUGCUUAUCCGAGGGCUCAGAGCUCCGUGUCCAUACGGCGCCUGGAAACCUGAGCAGGAGACUUCUGGCCAUGGGAGCCUCCAGGGUAAAGGUGUGGGCUGUGUCACUCAGCUCUGUGUUCCUUCUGUGUGUCCUGCCCUCUCAGGCCCAGCAUGAUUAUUCUGGUUUACAAUCAGGAGAAGAACGCAUGUAUGAAGGCUCCUUAGUUGAUCGAUAUGAUGAACAAUCUGGAUACACUCACAGCGUUGAGAAUCCUGCAAAGUCCGAAGACGAGCACUCAGCAUCUGGCUUUGACACCUAUGUGCCUGCAGCCACUGUGGUCACUAUGAUCACAGAGGAAACUUACCCGUAUGCCAAAGCCGUGGAGUCUUUUGAUUAUGCCAAGGAGGAUAAAACCUUGAUAACACAGGUCCCAUUUGGAGGAGGUGCUGAGCUGGGACUGGAAGGACCCACCGAAUGUGACUGUGAAGCAGGAGAGCCCGGAUUUGGAGGCUUUGCUGGACCCAAGGGUUCUAAGGGUCUUCAAGGCAAACAGGGUUUUCCUGGGGUUCAAGGAAGGGAGGGUUACAAAGGAACCAAAGGAGUGAGAGGAAGAGGAGGAGACACCGGCCCUGAGGGCGAUUCUGGGCCUGAUGGAGAGGAUGGUGCAUCUGGUUUCUCUGGUGCAAUUGGCCUUCCCGGAUUACCAGGGGACCCUGGAGAAACUGGCCAACCUGGAUUAAAGGGUGAUUUCGGAAUAGAAGGCCCGCAUGGAGGAGUGGGUCUCUCUGGAAAGACUGGUCCUGUUGGCCCAAAAGGUAAACCUGGAAAACCAGGCGGUAAAGGUAUUAAGGGAUCCAUUGGAAAAACAGGAGAACAGGGUCCUGAGGGACGACAGGGACAGAAGGGUCAGACAGGAGCACCAGGAUUCUCAGGAGACCAUGGAGAGCAGGGUUACUUGGGUUAUCCAGGAGUUCCAGGAGACCGUGGGGUGAUGGGACCAAAGGGUGCUAAAGGUACAGGUGGCUUGCCAGGGAGUGAUGGGGAUCCGGGAGAGGACGGCCCUCUGGGUGUUCCAGGACUUGUAGGGGUGCCUGGGCCUUUUGGACCUAAGGGUUUGAAAGGUGAUCGUGGUGUGAGGGGGCGACCUGGAAGAGUAGGAACUGUGGGUCCACAAGGAGACAGUGGGGAUGCAGGAGUUCCAGGGAAACCUGGACCAAAAGGCUUGUCUGGGCCAACAGGCGCCAAAGGGGAAACGGGACCAGAUGGUGAAAAUGGGGCAGUAGGACAUAAAGGAAGGAAGGGUGCUAAAGGCGAUAAGGGAGACGCUGGAUCACGUGGUGACAAAGGGCAGCGUGGGGUGAAGGGUCGAUUCGGUCGUGAUGGGCUUCCUGGUCCUAUUGGCCCUCCAGGUCUUCCAGGUCCCAGAGGAGAUGAAGGUCCUAGAGGAGACCAGGGGGUGAAAGGACAGAGUGGGCCGAAAGGAGAGCUAGGUGAAACUGGUCCAGGACUGACAGAUGAGCAGAUAUUGCAGCUGUGUCAAGGUGUGGUCACCACUCAGAUCUCCCAGUAUGCUUCAUCUAUACGUGCCAAAUGUGUACAGGGCUGUCCAAUCAACAACCGUACGCUCAUCGGACCCCCAGGAGUCACAGGACCCCCUGGAAGUCCAGGAAAACCUGGUAAAGCAGGAAAGGCAGGUGCUAAAGGAGAAAGAGGCCCUCAAGGCAUGAAAGGUGUAGAGGGCCAGAAGGGAGUGCCAGGGGACAGAGGUACUAAAGGUCUAAAAGGACAGAGAGGUGAACCUGGAAAAGGUCUACCAGGGCAUGAUGGUCACCAAGGUCUCAGAGGACUGCCAGGCCAUCCAGCAGAGCCAAAAGAUGGAAUUGAUGGGCCGCGAGGACCCCGUGGGUUUCCCGGGCCUGUGGGUCAACCUGGCAUGGCCGGCGAUGCAGGAAUACCUGGCAUUUGCGAGGCACGAGACUGCAGCAUUCAUGCGCCUGUAAUGCGCAAAGAGAUGGGAUUGGUUAAAGGCCCUCUCAGCCAGGCCUGAUAACAGGGACAAAUGUGAGUGACCCAGGACAGAAGAUAAUCUCAAGCAGAGGCCAUGAAAAUAGAAGACAUCACAUACAGACAGACUGGAGCCAAGAACUAGAGAUCAAGUCUCUUCAGAUUUGUUUACCAAUUUGAAGUCCAAAAAUGAAACUAUACAAAUGAAAACUAACGGCACUUUUGGUUUCAUUCAUCAGCAAUGUUUUGGUUUCAUUAUAAAUACAGUACAAUGUAAAUAAUUUUGUAAAGCAUCUUAAAUAUACAUACUGUGUUCUGAAAUAUCAAGCUUUUUUAUUUUUUCUUGAUCCAUCAGACUGAAUUAAAGAAAUUUUUUUGUAAACUUUUA